Messenger RNA from Colius striatus (speckled mousebird), 3764 nucleotides. It is a transcript of the gene MAPK12, whose product is annotated as mitogen-activated protein kinase 12. Gene Ontology annotation, cellular component: nucleus; cytoplasm. The coding region runs from base 84 to 1169 and encodes 361 amino acids. Gene Ontology annotation, molecular function: ATP binding; MAP kinase activity. Gene Ontology annotation, biological process: MAPK cascade; protein phosphorylation. The transcript has 12 exons. The record is from RefSeq and is a predicted model, not a curated record. NCBI's taxonomy places the organism in Eukaryota, Metazoa, Chordata, Aves, Coliiformes, Coliidae.
CCGGCUCGGCGGCGCUCGCCGCUCCCCCCUCACCCCCGGCCCGGGCUCUUUGUCGUCGGGUGCCGGAGGGGGGCCGCAGCGCCAUGUCCUCCCCUAAGAACGGCUUCUACCGGCAGGACAUUACCAAGACGCUCUGGGAAGUGCGGGACCGCUACCGGGACCUGCAGCCGGUGGGGUCCGGCGCCUACGGAGCCGUCUGCUCAGCUGUCGAUGGAAGAAGUGGUACCAAAGUGGCUAUUAAGAAGCUGUACCGCCCGUUUCAGUCAGAGCUCUUUGCCAAACGAGCCUACCGAGAGCUACGCCUCCUGAAACACAUGAAGCAUGAAAACGUCAUUGGAAUAUUGGAUGUGUUCACACCCGAUGCAACACUGGAGAAGUUUAAUGACUUCUACCUUGUCAUGCCAUUUAUGGGAACAGACUUGAGUAAGAUAAUGAAGCAUGAGAAACUAACUGAAGACCGAAUCCAGUUCCUGGUAUAUCAGAUGUUGAAAGGCUUAAAGUAUAUUCACUCAUCAGGCAUAAUUCACAGGGAUCUAAAGCCUGGAAACUUGGCAGUAAAUGAAGACUGUGAGUUGAAGAUCCUGGAUUUUGGAUUGGCAAGGCAUACAGACAGUGAGAUGACCGGUUAUGUGGUUACAAGGUGGUACAGAGCCCCAGAGGUCAUACUUAACUGGAUGCAUUAUACACAAACAGUUGACAUCUGGUCUGUGGGCUGCAUAAUGGCUGAGAUGAUAACAGGGAGGCCUCUAUUCAAAGGAAAUGAUCAUCUGGACCAACUCACAGAAAUAAUGAAAAUAACGGGUACACCAACUCAAGAUUUUGUUCAAAAACUGCACAGUCAAGAUGCAAAAAACUAUAUAAAAAGCCUCCCAAAGGUCCAGAAAAAAGAUUUUGCAUCCGUCUUGAAGUAUGCGAAUCCUUUGGCUGUAAACCUUUUGGAGAAGAUGCUGGUGCUGGAUGCAGAGAAGCGAGUCACAGCAGCUGAGGCUUUGAUGCAUCCUUACUUUGAACCGGUUCAUGAUCCUGAGGAAGAAAUCGAAGCCGAGAAAUAUGACGACACAUUUGAUAACAUGGAUCUCCCACUAGAUGAGUGGAAGCGCAUUACAUAUAAAGAGAUACUGAACUUCAAGCCACCACAGACACUGGAGUCAAAGGAGACAGCAGUGUAAAUUGUAUGAGUCGGUCUUUUCAGAACUUGGAAGAAAGCAGGAAAGUUGUAAAUGUUUGUGACAUUUCAGGUGUAUAAAACUUUUAUAAAUAAACUGGAUGUAAUCUGUUUCAUCUGCACUGUUAGAAAGACCAAUGUAUUUUACUCAGCGUGUACAAGUUGGUGCCUUUGGGAGUAGCAUUUCAGAACUAUCCAGAAACUUAUUCCUGCUUAUAAAUUCUGCUCUCCGUGGCCAUUGAACUAUCAUUAAUGCAACAAGUAUUCAUGUGACUUUCUCUGGAAUGUUUCACCUUGGUAAGAUGCCUGGGGAAGCCAAUCGGCUUCUGCUACUUCAGCUGGUGCAGCCGGUAGCAGAGACACAGCCCAAAUGAAUGCCUACAUCACCUGUCCUACACAAGUGGAGUUGAACCAGCGCUCCAGUGAGUUCACAGAAUCACGGAAUGGCAGAGGUUGGAAGGGAUCUAUAAACAUCUAGUCAAACCCUGCUGCUAAAGCAGGGGGAUUCUAACAGAUCUGAGCAAGAGGCAAGAAGCAGAGAAGUGUCUUAAGAGUGUCUUAAGAGUUUUUUCAAAGGGACCAGUAUAGCAGGACAAAAGGAUGAACAAGCACUGGAUAAACAAUCACUGUCAAGGGGUACAAUGUUUUCCUCUAAAUACUGUGCAGUCUCUUGGUAUGAUAGGCUAGAGAUCAAGAUUUCCAGGGAGAAAUUCUUAAGACUUUCUAAAAUUUCAUAAACUCUUUAGCAUCUUAGUAUUGAAGCAAUUGCUGAGAAAGUACAUCUUCUCAGAGGAUGUGCUGGUUAUAGAAUCGGUGGUCUUGAUUUUAGAAGUAAAGCUGCACAUGGGUCACAUUAUAGUAAAUAAAAUGAGGAUAAAAAUGCUGCACUGCAGCUGCUUAUUGGGAGUACCUGCAGCAAGCUAUUUUGUUCACAGUGUGCAGAGGUGUUGCCAGGUGCAGAAUAACAACCAUUCAUGUCUUUUAGCCUUUUGAAAUCAUCUUACAUGGAAGAACCCUCAGACCUUCUGUUCAGAGGUGCCUUACCAGAAAAGUCAGUUUCCUGAUGGGAUCUAUUGAUUAGAUGCUUCCUGAGUUCCUCUUACUGUCCUCUUACUGUAUUUUCCUAGGUGCUCAGUUCCUAAUGGUCUCUCCGAGGUAGGAGAAAGAAAUUGGCAAAGCUUUGGUGAAGAAUUCUUUGUGAGAUUUCUUGUCCUUGUUAAAGGUAAUUUCUUCACAACUGACUAUUUGGAUGUGGAUUAUUCCCAAUGCAAUAUGCUGUUGUGUGUUGCUACUACCAUUCUAUGAUGAUUCUAUGAUUCUAAGUUAAAUAGUUGUGACAGAAGACAUUUGAUCUUACCAGAUAAUAAGUGGAAAAGAAGUAAGAAAUUACUUGGGAUUUUUUACCAAUUUAAACCAGAAGUUUAAUCAAGACACAGAAUUCUGUUUCUUUAAAUUAAUAUUCAAGUUAACCACCUGUAAAUAUUAGCAUUUGUUUAAAAAUCAUUUGUGAUGAGCAUUGAUUAGCUGAGAUGGACACCCAGAGAGACUAAAUAGUAACAGAAGCCUUGAAUUACUGAUGGAUUUGACAAAUCAUUAAAAACUACACUUUCAGGAAUACGUAAAAGAAAGCAGAGGAUGUAAUUUGAAGCAAAACACUUUUCCACACUACAGGUCACUGAGGAAGGCACAGUUAAGAGUCAUACCCCAUUUUGCACUAUGGACUUUUUGCAUGGAAUACAUUUUUGUGUUAAAUAGGAACUUGAUUUUUUUACCAAAUAGAUGUUUUCUCUUAGGAUCAUGCUCUGUGGUCCUCUUAAAAGUCAUAGGAGAAGAGUGCCUCUUGGAAUUAGUGGGCUUGAUAGAACCAGUCAGUGGGAAAUGGAAAAUGUCAAAAACUCCUUUGAAAAUGCUCCCUCUAUAUUUUAAAUGGAAUUUCAGCUUCUUGAAUUGUAGCCAAUAUCUAAAGUCCUGGGAUAAUGCAGAUGGCUCAAAUGUUAGUCAGACCUUGAGGGAGCGGCUUUAUUUUCAUUGAAAAAACUGCUUUGCAUUUUCUUCAUAAAUGCCAACACUUCAAUGAGCAUUUUGACUGAGGUGAGUCUUUCCCUCUCUUAACGUAGUAAAGUAGUUCACUGGAGAAGCAGCAAGCCCCCAUGAGAAAGACAUAAGAAGAUAGCUUUCCUAGAUGCUAGAGAAAUAAAGAACUUUUAAAGUAACUGAAGAGAGGACCGUGAUGUAUGUGGCAACAAAGACGCAAGUACUGCUGGACUGUCUAGUCAGCAGACAGCCUGUAAGGUAAAAUAACAAACAUGGAAAAUUUGUCGUGUGUUGGCAAGAUGUUUCUGUGAAGAGAUUGAAAUCUGCAGAAACAGCUUCAAAUAGCAAUAGAUAAUUAGUAUAAAUAGCUCAUUAAAAGAAAAGUGAGGUGAAAGCAGAAGUAUUUUGCAUGGGAGGCAGAUGCUGCUUCAGAGGAGGCACAUUAUUUCCUAAGUUUUUAUUUGCUGUUUCUACUGGUGCUAAAGAACUCAGGAAUAAGAACACAAUUUCUGUCUGCCUUAAAAUGUAAAUACAUUCUGCAUGUACUUGAAAUGUUUUGUGACAA